CUCAGCCCCAGACCGGCUCCGCCACCGCGUACUCGUCCCGGACGUGGGUACACUCUGGACAGUUGGGACCUCGGACGAUCCGCUCCUGAUCCUCUGGCGGCGGCGGCGGCGGCGGCUGUUGCUAAGGGAGGGGACGCGAGGGGAAGCACGGCCGGAGUAGCAGACAUCCCUGAGCGCGGCUGGGUGAGCGGCGCCCCCUCCUCUGGGACCCUUCCCGGAGCCCGCCGCCCUGGAAAGGAAUUGGGAGUGUAGUCCCCACCUAGGAAGGCGCGCGACCUCGGAGCUCCACUCGGAUUUUUGAUUUCUGAUUCACCUUCCACUCGUGGAACCUUCUCCAAAGGGACGCUCGCUGCCCCCCGCUUCCAGGGACGCAGAGGAAACCAGUUUGGGAUCUCUCUCCCAACCCGCUCUGCCCGGAGGCGCGGCGAGAAUUGGCUGCGCCCCGCGGACCCCAGCCCCUCAGCGCGGGCCGGGGAUGGAGCCGCAGCCCGGCGGCGCCCGGAGCUGCCGGCGCGGGGCCCCCGGCGGCGCCUGCGAGCUGAGCCCGACGGCCGAGACGGCGCCCAUGAGCCUGGCCAUCCACAGCACGACAGGCACCCGCUACGAGCUGUCGGUGCCCCCCGACGAGACGGUGGAAGGGCUGCGCAAGCGGCUGUCCCAACGCCUCAAAGUGCCCAAGGAGCGUCUGGCGCUGCUCCACAAAGACACCCGGCUCAGUUCGGGGAAGCUGCAGGAGUUCGGCGUGGGGGAUGGCAGCAAGCUGACGCUCGUGCCCACCGUGGAGGCGGGCCUCAUGUCUCAGGCCUCCAGGCCAGAACAGUCUGUGAUGCAGGCCCUGGAGAGCUUGACGGAGACCCAGCCCCCAGCGGCUCCCGACCUGGGCCGGGCUGGCGGAGGCGGCUUCCGGAAAUACCGAUUCAUUUUAUUUAAGCAUCCGUGGCACCGACAGGGACCCCAGAACCCACAGAGGGGCGGCGAGAGGCCCCAGGUCAGUGACUUCUUGUCAGGCCGUUCGCCGCUGACCCUGGCGCUGCGUGUGGGGGACCACAUGAUGUUUGUCCAGUUGCAGCUUGCAGCCCAGCAUGCCCCACUGCAGCACCGUCACGUGCUGGCUGCUGCCGCCGCCGCUGCCACCCGUGGGGACCCCAGCAUGACCACCACCCCUGUGUCCUCUCCCUGCCGGCCAGUGUCCAGUGCCGCCCGCGUCCCCCCAGUGCCCACCAGCCCUGCCCCCGCAUCCUCACCUGUCACUGCCGGCUCUUUCCGCUCCCAUUCAGCCUCUACCACCUGCCCUGAGCAGAUGGACUGUUCCCCCGCUGCCAGCACCGGUGCCAGCCCCACGUCCCCCACUGGGGGCAGCCCCACCUCCCGCUCCCGCAAACCUGGCGCAGUCAUCGAGAGCUUCGUGAACCACGCCCCAGGGGUCUUCUCAGGGACGUUCUCUGGCACGCUGCACCCCAACUGCCAGGACAGCAGCGGGCGGCCGAGGCGGGACAUCGGGACCAUCCUGCAGAUCCUCAAUGACCUCCUAAGUGCCACACGGCACUACCAGGGCAUGCCCCCAUCACUCACACAGCUGCGUUGCCACGCCCAGUGCACCCCAGACCUCGGCCCCAAAACUACCUCCUGCGAGAAGCUGGCGGCCGCGGCCCCGGCCUCCCUGAGCCAGGCCCGCUUGUGCAAGCCCCCGGGGGACCGGCUGCGGCAGACAGAGAACCGAGCCACCCGCUGUAAGGUGGAGCGCCUGCAGCUGCUGCUCCAGCAGAAACGGCUCCGCAGAAAGGCCCGGCGUGAUGCCCGCGGUCCCUAUCACUGGCCACCGAGCCGCAAGGCCGGCCGCAGCGACAGCACCGGCAGUGGGGGAGGUGGCGGCCCCAGCGAGGCGGCCGGCUUGGGCCUCGACUUCGAGGACUCCGUCUGGAAGCCAGAAGUGAACCCCGACAUCAAAUCAGAGUUCGUGGUGGCCUAGGAACCCUGUCCCUCGCCCCAGCCCUGUGUGGCCACCAGUGUGGCCUCGAACGGGAGGGCAGGCUGUCUCUCGGUGCAGCAAGAGGCUCCCCCCUCCCAGUUCCGUGUCCUUCCGGUGGUUUUUUUUUUUUCUUUUUCUUUUUUAAAAUUUCAAUUCCUAC
Molecule: messenger RNA, 2129 nt
Organism: Odocoileus virginianus texanus
Lineage: Eukaryota; Metazoa; Chordata; Mammalia; Artiodactyla; Cervidae
Gene: MIDN
Product: midnolin
Cellular component (GO): nucleus
Molecular function (GO): protein binding
Source: RefSeq, a predicted model, not a curated record